CUCUCUUCCGUGCUCCUCAGCCGCACGCCGGUUAGCUGGAGCGUCAGGAUCCGUCGGCCGCUCCUCGCCUCACCCGCACCCCCCCUCCUUUUCCACACGCACGCGUCUUCCUGCUUCCUUUCCGGCUCCUCCUGCGCGUGCGCGUGGCUGCGGCGCUCUUCCAGGCUUCCCCCGCGCCGCGGAAGGUGGUGUUUGCUAGAAUACACGUCAUACUAUGGCUGAUGAAGUGGACUUCACCACUGGAGAUGCUGGAGCUUCUGCCACCUAUCCAAUGCAGUGUUCUGCACUCCGCAAGAAUGGCUUUGUGGUGCUGAAGGGACGUCCUUGCAAGAUUGUGGAAAUGUCAACUUCCAAAACUGGGAAGCAUGGUCAUGCAAAGGUCCACCUUGUUGGCAUUGAUGUCUUCACUGGCAAAAAAUAUGAAGAUAUUUGCCCUUCUACACACAACAUGGAUGUUCCAAACAUCAAGAGGAAUGACUAUCAACUGAUCUGUAUACAGGAUGGGUAUCUCUCCUUGCUGACCGAAAGUGGUGAAGUUCGUGAGGAUCUGAAGGUGCCAGAAGGUGAACUAGGGAAAGAAAUAGAGGGAAAAUACAAUGCAGGAGAAGAUUUCCAGGUGUCAGUCAUGAGUGCAAUGAGUGAAGAAUGUGCUGUAGCCAUAAAACCUUGCAAAUAGGACCAUCUGGAUUUGAGCAGUUGCUCAGGUCCCAGCAAUUGCAGAUCUUGUAUUUUAGUUCUGAUAUCACCAAAGCUAUAACCUUCACUAGCAACCUCGUGUCUUUGUUUGAAAAUAGUGCUGACUAAUGUUGCAAGCAGUUUGGCAAUAUGAAAUUGCUGGAGUUCAAGUGCUUACAGGAAUGGCAAGGCCGUCAAAACUGUCAUUUUAGAUCAUGAGGUAUUAAAAACUAGUAUGCUUUGCUUGAAUGAGACUGUAUAGCAGUGCCAAUACCAAGGUAGUACUAAAUUUGUGUUUAAAUAACAAAUAGAAUUUAAGUAUAAUAUUUUAAAUAAAUGAAAAUACCAAUUUUUAUCUUAAACAUGGUAAAAUGUGGCUUGCACUGAACAGUGAAUAAACAUUGAGUCUAGGGACAAGGGAACUCAUGUGAUCAAAAUGCCAGUGCUGAUAGCCACCGUGGGAAAUAAAUUGGAUCUCUGUAGUCUUGCUGGCUCACUCUUAACAUGUCACCAUUUGCCUGUGAUGCAAACAUCCAGAUUAUUGGAUGCUUUCAUACUCUGGCUAAUAGUGCACAAAAGCACGAGGCGGGGGGGGAGGUGGAGGGAGAUUCACUAGAGGCCUUUGAUUUCAGUGUGGAGUUCAGCCGCUCUUAUUUAAAAAAGGGAAUGCCUCAAGUGUUUCAGUAUUAGGCAUACUUGUUUUGGAUUUUAAUUCCUUAGUUUUGUAACACAAGUAGACUUUUUGACGACUUAGGAAUUGGAGCAGAAGUGCACAUACUGACAGCUUGUAUGGAGGCUACAUUUGAACCUUGAUUCACCCAACAGAAUUUUGGCCAUGGCUUGUCUAAUAUUGUAAUGAACUAUGACAUGGGAACAUGUUAUGCAUUAUAGUGUUGGUAAUUUAGAAUAUACUUGUGUAAGACUUGGUUACACUAAACGGGCAAAUGCCUAAGCACUAAUAGACAUACUCUCUGCGUGAUCUUCUGCUUAGCUAACAUUUGGGGGAAACCUAAUUACUUAAAUUUGCCUUAAAUGUUGGUAGCAACUGACAACUUGAACUAGUGACUGGGUUCUUAAACAUGUUUAGUUCAUUACUGGCAGCUUUUUGGGGAUGUGGAAAGAGGAUUUUGAGCUUCAGUUGGGAAUAUGGUUGCCCAUAAUCAGUGAAGUUAGACUAGAAGUGUAAAUAAAGCGUAUCAGGGUCUUGCAAGUAUCUAUGCAGAGAAGGAUACAAUGCAGAUUGGUUUGGCAAUAAAUACUUUUGAACAAAGCACAGUCUUGAUAGAGUGGUAUGUAACUAGAUGUUUUGAGAUCUAGCUACUAGGAAACUGAAGGAUUUUAGCACAUUGUUAGUCUUAUCAUGUGAGUUGAUUCUCAAUAUUCAUGUAGGAGUGGGAAGUCCCAGUUUGAAACAUUGACUCCAUUAGUUAGUAUCACUAGUCAUGUUCACAUGUCCUACAGCCAUCUAUUGUGCCUGAGCAGCUGAGAGAAGCACUGGUGGUACAGAAUCGGAAGAGACCUGCUAACAUCUCACUGCUUGCAUCCUCUCAAGGAUGUACACACUUAAAAUGUCUGGGCGGCCAGCUUAAGGGAAUGUAUUCUGGAGAACCUUUGGGAAAGGUGAGGUCUUAAUUUCAACUUGACUUUUGGUGAUUUGGAACCACAGGAUAUUGGGACUAGAUGGGAAAAAUAGCAUUUGCUGGAUAGGUCAGUUGUAGGGUACUGUUUGACGCACUGUUGUGCAAUCUCAUUUCACUAGUAAAACUACAGUAUUUUCAAUAGGACAAUAGCAAAGCCAUUUCACUUGUAGAGUGCAAUCUGUCUACAGACCCACCAAGUUUACAGUAGUUUUAACUUUGCUAAUACAAGCUUAAUGCUGUAUAUUUCAGGUUCUUUAAGCUAUUUCAGGGUGAUCACGUUUCUCUAAAUCCACUUUUAAAUAGUUCUUCAUGGCUGGAACAAACACAUUUCCUUCUCAAGGGCAGGCUCAUACUCUAACAAGCUGUAGGCCAGGUUGAAGGCUGAACAACUCAAUCCUGCUGUUACUUUGUAAGGGUGCAAGCUUCCUGGAUUGGGGUUCAUCCAUGUUCUUGUUUGGUGUGCUGUAGGUUCUCUUGCCUCAAAUGUUAGGGAAUUCUUUUUUUAAACAACCCAAAUUUACCUCUUGAUGUAUUGUCUUGCGUCUUUGUGUUCAACAAAACCACUGCUAGUUGAGCCAUGACUUGAAUAUACUCUUCUCAGGGCUGCUCUUGUGAAGAAUUGAAAGAGCUUAAGUUGAUUAUUUUAACAAAGCUGCUUGAAAGUCUUACAGGGUUUUGUAUUCCAUAAAUUUAUAGCAUGCUUAUGAUGCAAGUAGAGUUCUAGUAUAUCAAACCUAGUCUAAAGGAGUCAGACAUUGUGACCAAGCUAUUCUAGAGACUACAUGACAUAUUUGAUUGCAGUAAGCUUUAAGUGUUGGAAUGUUGGCUGUGUCUGAAAACUUCAAUAGAACAAGCUGUGCUUAAAUAUUUCUUUAUAUAGUACAAGAUUCUCAUUUGUUAUAUUUUAAUCAGUGUUUUACACAGUAAAACUCAGGCACAAACUCAGGAUCUGUGUCUGACAAGAGUAUCUAGGCCUUGUAGAACUCUGAACUCUCAAUCAGUGACUGUUACAUCAAAAACUGGACAUAUUGUUGUAAACAAAAUGUGCAGAGAAGGGUUUUUUUGUAUUUACUAAAUAUGGAAGUUCAGACAAGUAUGCAAUAUACCUACUGGCUAGUGAAUGGAUGCAGUGUUCAUUGUACAAGAGUGACCUUGACUUUAAAAGCAUAACUUGAAAGGUUUGUACUUUUUCUGCAUCUCUGUUAUAGUGAAGUAUUCAUGUGUUAAGAGUUUUUGGCUUUUAAUGACUUUUAUUGAAACAUUUGAAUUAUAAUUUGGGUCAUAGUAAUGAGAAUAAAGUUUAAACUUAAAGGUU
Molecule: messenger RNA, 3630 nt
Organism: Varanus komodoensis (Komodo dragon)
Lineage: Eukaryota; Metazoa; Chordata; Lepidosauria; Squamata; Varanidae
Gene: EIF5A2
Product: eukaryotic translation initiation factor 5A2
Exons: 5
Coding region: 215-676 (153 amino acids)
Biological process (GO): positive regulation of translational termination; positive regulation of translational elongation
Molecular function (GO): RNA binding; ribosome binding; translation elongation factor activity
Source: RefSeq, a predicted model, not a curated record